AAUACAAGCUUCUUGUCAAGCUCUUUGCAACAAGGAAGUCUGUAGAAGUCUGUGGAUUGAUUAAUGAAAUCAAUUUAUAUUGCAGGUUGAACAGCUUGGUGUAUCACUAUUUCUGGAGGAGAUUUUUAUAUCAAAUAUAGAGUUAUGGCAGAGGACAUGGAAGUGUGUCAUACUACAGAUGUUGGUAUUAUUAUCACUGGAGGAGCCUAUAAAUGGUAUGGCCAUGGUAUAUUAAACAGGGAUGAGUAUAUCAACACAAUAAAAGAGGCAGCCAAAGCAGGUUAUCGUAUAUUGAAGAAUGGUGGCACUGCUGUUGAAGCUGUUGAAAAGUCUGUUAGUAUUUUAGAGGAUUGUGAGUUAUUCAACGCAGGUCGUGGAUCGAUAUUGACCGCCAAAGGGGAAGUUGAAUGUGAUGCUAUGAUUAUGAAAGGACACAACUUAGAAACAGGUGCAGUAAUCUCGGGUCAACAUUUCAAAAAUCCAAUUAUGCUUUCACGAAAAAUUAUGGAAGAAUCACCACAUUGUGCACUUAGUAGUGAUGGUGCGUUGGAUUUUGCUAAGAGGAUUAAUUUUCCAUAUUGUGAACCCAAGGAAUUAAUAACAAAAGAGCAGUAUGACAAUUGGAAGCUUCAAGAUGACGAAGAACAUUUUACUGAUAGCGAUACUGCAUGUGCUGUUGCAAUUGACAAAAAUGGCAACUUGGCAUGUGCCUUAUCAACAGGAGGUAUAGGCGGGAAAUACAAAGGUCGUGUUGGUGAUGCUGCAUUAGUUGGUUGUGGUGGAUAUGCAAAUAAAAAAGGAGCAGCUGUAACAUUUGGUCGUGGAGAGAAGUUGAUAAAAUUAACUCUAGCACGUCAAGUUGUCUUUGAAAUGGAAAAUGGAAAAAGUGCACAGGAAGCGACAGACAAAGCCAUAACGUUACUGAGAGAUGAACAAGAAGGAUUAGGAGGAGCCGUCGCGAUUGACAAAAAUGGAAAUUUUGGAAAAGCAUUUUCUACUAACCUCAUGUCUUGGGUUGACAUCCAAGAUAAUAGGUUGAUGGGUGAAUUUAAUAAAAAUGAUGGCGAAGAAAAUUUGGAGAUUGACGAAAGAAUUUGAAUUGUUGAACAACAACGGCCAUUUUUUAUGAUUUAGAAACAUAUAUCCUUAAUAUAUAUAUACAAUAUCAUGUACACGUAAAAAAUUAUCUCACAAGUGUUUUUAUAGUAGUUGGCCAUAUCAUGUUUUCCUUCAUUGCUAAAUUUGAACAUUUCAAACUUACAAUGCACUUUAAUUUAUUAACACGAUAAAAUAUAAUCCCAUGGUGUUCAGGAGGCUUACUGAAAAAUAUAGAUGUUAUACUUUUUAAUUCAAAAAAAUUGGUAAAAUUCUA
Messenger RNA from Xenia sp. Carnegie-2017, 1372 nucleotides. Its product is annotated as isoaspartyl peptidase/L-asparaginase-like. Gene Ontology annotation, molecular function: asparaginase activity. The transcript is spliced from 7 exons. The coding region runs from base 145 to 1098 and encodes 317 amino acids. Lineage: Eukaryota; Metazoa; Cnidaria; Anthozoa; Malacalcyonacea; Xeniidae. The record is from RefSeq and is a predicted model, not a curated record.